Molecule: messenger RNA, 873 nt
Organism: Cylicostephanus goldi
Lineage: Eukaryota; Metazoa; Nematoda; Chromadorea; Rhabditida; Strongylidae
Source: the annotation of a GenBank genome assembly
AUGCAAGAAGAAAUGGAAAAUUGGAAGCAAUUAGCAGUAGCUCGUGAAAAAGAUCUGGUAGAGGCGCAGCUGCAGCGCGACUUAUUUGCUGCACAGUUGCCCAGCGGCCCAAAUGAAGGAGGACCUCAGGAUGAAAUCUUGAAUGAACUGAUGGCGAAACUAGGCGAAAGGAUCAAUUCUAUAAAAGAUUACAAGGAAUUGUCGAGGACUCAACUAGAGUACGACCUGUCCAACGCUUUGCGACAGCUAGAUCAAAUGCGCGUCCGUUUCGAGAACGCUGAAGCAGCGAGGAAAGCAUUGCAUGAAAAAUAUAAGAAUGUCUUGGAGAAAGCUGAUGGGACGCUUGCAUCUCCUCUACGUAGGCUGAACCUGACAUUCCCCACUACUGGGCAAAGAAAGACCGGUAACCUCAACUCUGCAGCACAGAAGAAAAAGGAAAAACGCCAGAUUCUAUGUACGCCGAAAAAUGGGGCAGGUCCUGCAUCUCGAACAUUCAUACCCGUUCUUUUCGACGACAGCACGGAAGAAAAUACUGCUCCGGAACCGCAGAAUCUCGAACAAGAUGAAGAAAUGGCUGAAGAGCGAACACUUUUGCGCCUCGAAAUGGUUAACAAUCAUCUUUCGCAAACAGUCACCGAGAAAGAAGCACAGCUUGAAAGCCUGUCCCAGAAACAAAAAGAACAGGCCAAAGUGUGGUUGGAAGAGAAGCAAGUGCUACGUGAAUCGGAAUCGGCGCUGAAAGCGAAGGUAGAGCAGCUCAGUUUGGAAAAUCAUGGACUACGCGAGAAGUUGAUUACCGAAACGAGCCGCAAUGAUGUUCUAAGUCGCAGAAUCUACAGUGCGAAUGACGAAGUAUGCGCCUUAUCUGAAUAA